GCAGGAGACCCAGAUGAUCAUAGUCGAUGUCAAAUGCAGAAUCUAUAAUUUAUGAAAUAAUUACUCCUAUUGAAAACUAUAUGAACAGAAAAGAGCAAGUCUGAAGUUCUCACACCGAUAUCUGUAGUACGUUAAACGAGUGGGUGGGAACUACAUUAACUAGCUCCUCGUCUCUAAAGUGGACUUCGAGAUCAAGCGUCAUUCGGCGGCAUGUCUCCAGGACAGGAGUCGACUGUUGCGCGCAAGGAAAAGUAGCCUCGUCUGGGGUGCAGGGAAUCUAUGGAGACUUGAAAGUCUGACUGAAGGACACGGAGAACGUCAGGUUCUUCUGUGUUGCCACAGGCAGGCAGGCCACCAGAUGACUGGUGUGUACUGGGAGUAGGGCUUUCAGCCGCUGCGCUGCGUUGGAGCACAAUUCACAGCCAUGCAGCAGGUGCUGGAUAACCUGAGAGACAUGCCUCCCACCACGGGGGCCAAAGACAUCGACCUCCUCUUCCUCAAGGGAAUCAUAGAGAGCCCCAUAGUCCGCUCCCUCGCCAAGGCCCAUGAGAGGCUGGCGGAUGUGAAGCUGGAGGCUGUGAGAGACAACAACCAGCAGCUGGUCUCAGAGAUCCUAGACUCCCUCACAGGACUGAGUAGUAGAGACGCCUCCGCUGAGGAACUAACCAACAUCCUCCAGGAACCACACUUCAAGUCUCUGAUUGAGGCCCAUGACAAGGUGGCAGCUAAAUGUUAUGAGAUGCCGUCGGAGGUGAACAGUAAUGCCAUGGCGACCGGCCCCCUCAUGCCCGCCGACGCUGUCAGGAUAAUUGGCAUUCAGAAGAAGGCUGGCGAACCACUGGGUGUGACGUUCAGGGUGGAACGCGGGGAGCUGGUGAUCGCCAGGAUCCUGCACGGCAGUAUGAUCGACCGGCAGGGCAUGCUGCACGCGGGCGACGUGAUCAGGGAGGUGAACGGGCGCGAGGUGGGCAGCGAUCCCAAGGAGCUGCUGGAGCUGCUGAGGGACUGCCAGGGGGGCGUCACCCUCAAGAUCCUGCCCAGCUACCGCGACACUCCAGCACCCCCACAGGUGCAUCUGAAACCCCACUUUAACUACAGCCCAGCCACAGACAACCUGAUCCCCUGUAAGGAAGCUGGCCUGGCCUUCUCUAAAGGAGAUGUUUUGCACAUUGUCAACAGAGAGGACCCUAACUGGUGGCAGGCAGUCAACAUUGUGGGAGGAGCCACAGGACUGAUCCCCAGUCAGUUCUUAGAGGAGAAGAGGAAGGCCUUUGUGAGGAGAGAAUGGAAUGGAUCAGGUGUUCUCUGUGGGACAUUAACAGGAAAGAAGAAGAAGAAGAAGAAGAUGAUGUACCUGAUGUCCAAGAAUGCAGAGUUUGACCGCCACGAGCUGCAGAUCUACGAAGAGGUGGCCAAGAUGCCUCCAUUCCAGAGGAAGACCCUGGUUCUGAUUGGUGCUCAGGGAGUGGGCCGGCGCAGUCUGAAGAACAGACUGAUCGUCAUCAACCCCCUGCUCUAUGGAACCACCGUCCCCUUCACGUCUCGGCCUGCUCGGGAGGAGGAGAGAGACGGCCAGUCGUACUGCUUUGUGUCCCGGUCCCAGAUGGAGACAGACAUUAAGGCCCGUCGCUACCUGGAGCAUGGAGAGUACGAUGGAAACCUCUACGGAACCAAGAUGAACUCCAUCCACGAGGUGGUGGACGCAGGACGUACCUGCAUACUGGACGUUAACCCACAGGCGCUGAAGCAGUUGAAGACAGCAGAGUUCAUGCCGUUUGUGGUGUUUGUUGCUGCUCCACCACUGGACACACUAAGAGCUAUGCACAAAGCCGUGGUGGACGCUGGACUCACCACCAAACUGCUCACGGAGACAGAUCUGAAGAAGACGGUGGAUGAGAGCGCCAGGAUCCGCCGGGCCUACAGCCACUACUUUGACCUGACCAUCGUUAACGACAACCUGGACAAGGCCUUUGAGCAGCUGCAGGCGGCCGUGGAGCAGCUGUGUUCUGAGCCCCAGUGGGUCCCUGUCAGCUGGGUGUACUGAGAGACACAGCCUGGUUAGGCUGCUCCCUACUGGGCUGGAGGACACGCCACCCGCUGCUGGGCCCAGGAGCACAUGGAGACUUGGAAGAGGUUGUCCCUAACCACCACGGUUGGGGUCAAUUUUAAUUCUGGAUUUUCAGGAAGUAGAUGAACUACAAUUCCACAUUUUUCCCAUUGAGGAAAAGUGGAAUGUCAGUGAACUUCCUAAAUUGACUGAAUUGAAAUGGAAUUGACCCCUACAGGGAUGUGAGAGCUAAGGACCCAUUGAGACUUAUGUUUGUAUGGCAGCCCCAGUGGAGCCUAGCCUCACCUAGCCCCACCCCGUCUAGCACCACCCUGCCUAGCACCACCCCGCCUCACCUAGCACCACCCCGCCUAGCCCCACCCUGCCUAGCACCACCCCGCCUAGCCCCACCCUGCCUAGCCCCUCCAGGCUCAGUCUGCUCUGCACCACAGGCCCCAUCUGUACACUAUGCAACUCUCUGGAUACGUCCCAAAUAGCACCCUAUUCCCUAUGUAGUGCACUACUUCUGACCAGCACUACAUAGGGAGUAGGGAGCCAUUCGGAAUAGAACCAAUGUUCACAAUACACAAGAAGAACUUUAUUUAUUGAACAUAGUUUUCUAACUUUAACUUGACUACCUUUCUGUUCAUAUGGAACGAGAAACAAAAUCAUGGAGUUGAGGAUAUUUUAAAAAUAUUUAAUGUUUUAUUUUAUCACUGUUGGUUGCUCAUAACGUUUAGAACAAUAAUACAAGCGUAUUUAUUCUGAAAGGAGAUGUGAGAAGGGCUUGCUUUGUGACGAUACCUCAGUGUGUUAAAACUCUUCUCAGUUUACAUUGCAUACAAUACUUCAUCUCCUGGCCACUGUCCCAAAUGACACCCUAUUCCUUUAUAUAGUGCACUACUUUCACCGGAGCCUUAUCAGCCCUGGUCAUAAGUAGUGCACAACAUAGAGAAUAGGGUGCUAUUUGAGAUGCACACCCGGUCUCAUCUCUGAACCCUCCAUGUAGAAUAACAGCCAUGUUCUCUCUCUUUAAGGCAGACUAAGGGCUGAGAGAGAGGUGGUAAUAUCACACCACAUCUGUGAUAUAAAGGUCUUUGUUGCUGUUUCUUGGAUGAGACCAUAAUGUAGGCUAAUACAAUCCCCCCCCCCCCCCCUGUUACGCCGCUUUCUGUGUGACGAGAUUGUGAAUGGUUUCAUUAAAGGUCGACUCGAGAUGUCGUUGCGUGCACAAAGUUAACAUGUAGUGGAUCCAUUUCCUCCACAACUAGGGAGCAUGGAGCACGAGGUUAAACUACUCCGCUGUUCUGGUCCUGUAGCUACCACGUUGUAGCAGUGUGAAGCGCGAGGUUAAACUACUCCGCUGUUUUGGUCCUGUAGCUACCACGUUGUAGCAGUGUGAAGCGCGAGGUUAAACUACUCCGCUGUUCUGGUCCUGUAGCUACCAUGUUGUAGCAGCGUGAAGCGCGAGGUUAAACUACUCCGCUGUUCUGGUCCUGUAGCUACCACGUUGUAGCAGUGUGAAGCGCGAGGUUAAACUACUCCGCUGUUUUGGUCCUGUAGCUACCACGUUGUAGCAGCGUGAAGCGCGAGGUUAAACUACUCCGCUGUUUUGGUCCUGUAGCUACCACGUUGUAGCAGUGUGAAGCGCGAGGUUAAACUACUCCGCUGUUUUGGUCCUGUAGCUACCACGUUGUAGCGCGAGGUUAAACUACUCCGCUGUUUUGGUCCUGUAGCUACCACGUUGUAGCAGUGUGAAGCGCGAGGUUAAACUACUCCGCUGUUCUGGUCCUGUAGCUACCAUGUUGUAGCAGCGUGAAGCGCGAGGUUAAACUACUCCGCUGUUUUGGUCCUGUAGCUACCAUGUUGUAGCAGCGUGAAGCGCGAGGUUAAACUACUCCGCUGUUUUGGUCCUGUAGCUACCACGUUGUAGCAGUGUGAAGCGCGAGGUUAAACUACUCCGCUGUUUUGGUCCUGUAGCUACCAUGUUGUAGCAGCGUGAAGCGCGAGGUUAAACUACUCCGCUGUUCUGGUCCUGUAGCUACCAUGUUGUAGCAGCGUGAAGCGCGAGGUUAAACUACUCCGCUGUUUUGGUCCUGUAGCUACCACGUUGUAGCAGUGUGAAGCGCGAGGUUAAACUACUCCGCUGUUCUGGUCCUGUAGCUACCAUGUUGUAGCAGCGUGAAGCGCGGGGUUAAACUACUCCGCUGUUUUGGUCCUGUAGCUACCACGUUGUAGCAGUGUGAAGCGCGAGGUUAAACUACUCCGCUGUUCUGGUCCUGUAGCUACCACGUUGUAGCAGUGUGAAGCGCGAGGUUAAACUACUCCGCUGUUUUGGUCCUGUAGCUACCACGUUGUAGCAGUGUGAAGCGCGAGGUUAAACUACUCCGCUGUUUUGGUCCUGUAGCUACCACGUUGUAGCAGUGUGAAGCGCGAGGUUAAACUACUCCGCUGUUUUGGUCCUGUAGCUACCAUGUUGUAGCAGCGUGAAGCGCGAGGUUAAACUACUCCGCUGUUUUGGUCCUGUAGCUACCACGUUGUAGCAGUGUGAAGCGCGAGGUUAAACUACUCCGCUGUUUUGGUCCUGUAGCUACCACGUUGUAGCAGUGUGAAGCGCGAGGUUAAACUACUCCGCUGUUUUGGUCCUGUAGCUACCACGUUGUAGCGCGAGGUUAAACUACUCCGCUGUUUUGGUCCUGUAGCUACCACAUUGAUGCAGCGUGAAGCGCACAUGCUUUGUGUGACUGUAUCUCACUCAUCUCUAUAUCUUCGUUGCAACGUCAUCUCGAGGAGUCUACUUUUAAAUUCCAUUGUAUCGUCAGCGGACGGUCUCCCAGUUGGGUCAGUACUCUUGUCAGUACAUGUCUGUAUGGUGCUGUGUUUUAUGUUGGAAUAAUACUUCCAGGAGACUGGACCUUGACAGCGUACUGCAUCUGAGAACUAUCUCUUUGUGAUAUUACUGAAACUUAACCAACUGCCAUAUCUACUUAAAAGUUAUAUAUUUUACAAUUUCAACAGAGCAAAACAUUGUAUUUUCAGAUGUGUCAAAUAAAUUAACUUUUUUUUUUUUUUUUACAACUUGUACUUAUCUCAGGUCAUAUUUAUCAUAUCCAGAGUGUGUAAAAAUGUGACUUAAUUUAUUUCACAGAAGGGUAUAUUUGUUUAUUUAAACAAAUCCUAUUUCAAAGGUGUAAAUGUCUCCCAUAUUAGUCAAUAGAAACAACCAUUUGGCUUAGUUCAUUAAAUGUCAGUAGUUACAGUGCCUUCAGGAAGCAUUCACAACCCUCAACUUUUCACACAUUUUGUUGUUACAGCCUGAAUUUGUUUUUUUAUUUACAUUUAGAUUUUAUCACUGGCCAGCACAUAACACCCCAUAAUGUCAAAGUGGAAUUGUUUAUUUUUUACAAAUUAACUAAAAAUUUAAAGCUGAAAUGUCUAGAGUCAAUAAGAAUUCAACCCCUUUAUGGCAAGCAUACCAAGACAGUGGCCAAGAUACAAUUUUAACUUAAAUAUAUGGCAAUACCUGAAAACGGUGGUCUAGAAAUGAUUAACAACCAAUUUGACAGAGCUUGAAGAAUUGAGAAAAUAAUGUGCAGAUGUUUCACUAUCCAGGUGUGGAAAGUGCUUAGACUUACCCAUAAACACUCACACCUGUAAUCACUGUCAAAGGUGCUUCUACAACAUAGUGACUCGGGUGUGAAAACUCAUGUAACUUAUAUUUAUAUAUAUUUCAUUUAAGUAAAUUUGAAAACGUGUUUAUUAUGGGGUAUUUGUGUCUAGAUGGGUGAGGGGAAAACAGAUCUAUAUAAUCCAGGCUAUAACAAAACGUGGAAUAAGUCCAUGGGUGUAAAUACUUUCUGAAGACACUAUAACAAACAUAUAAAACACAACAUGUAAAGUUUUGGUCCCAUGUUUCAUGAGCUGAAAUAAAAGAUCCCAGAAAUGU
Molecule: messenger RNA, 5993 nt
Organism: Oncorhynchus mykiss (rainbow trout)
Lineage: Eukaryota; Metazoa; Chordata; Actinopteri; Salmoniformes; Salmonidae
Source: RefSeq, a predicted model, not a curated record